GCGCAGGCGCCUUCAGGAAUAGUUGUUUCUUCGUCAAUAUGUAGCAACUGCACCGCGGUCCACAAAUCAUAACUGUCUGUAAUAUUAAGUCAUCAGGAGGAAACCAAUUUCGGAACCUUUGUGGAUUUUAUUUUGAACUGUAACCUGGUUUAUAUAUUCAACGACGAAGUAACGCUAAGGACUAUUCGUCAGUGACAGCUGUGUUGUGAACGCUGGUUGAGUUGAUCUGGACCAGAGGAUAUUUGGGUUCUUCUGGGGAAGUUUUUAAGCUUUGUCUUUCACCAGUGAUUCCUUAUGCUGAAAACACCUGCAGCCUUUGCUUUACAAGAUGGAAGAAAAUGAUUUAAAAAGACUUGCUCAUCAACCUCUGCUGCACUGUGGUUUGUACAACAGUGUUCAGUCCUCAAAUUACAAAAGAACACCACCUAUUCUGCAUAUUGUCAACUUGCAGUGCAAAUCUAAAAACUAUAAGCAAUAAAAACUGUUAAAGGCAGAAGAAGUUUGGAAGCUCCAUUUUAUCACCAAGAUCUCAACUGCAAAACAGCAUACUGUAAACAUGGAAAUAUAUUUCUUUUAAGUUGUCCUUCAUUAUUCUUAAUUUUGGCGUGUGUGGUGUGAUGUCGGAAAAGCCUGGAGACAAAAUGGUGAAGUUUUUGGCUCCCCCUCAAAAGAGUGGAAACGGCCCCAGCUCUGGCUCUGACUCGAUGGUGGGUGAAUCCAGACCGACAGAAGUGAGACGCCGGCACCACACCAUGGAGCGGGAUCGGUGCAACCCUGAACACCGAUUUCUCCGUCGCAGCGUCAUCAGCGACUCAAAUGCCACUGCACUGGCCCUGCCUCUGCCCAGCAAGAUCCCCAUCGCAGCACCUCAGAGAGUCCAGGCACGGGAAGACACCCCCCAGAGGAAGAAGAUCCCAAGUGGCCACUUGUCUAAAUGUGAACCUACGUUAUCACAAAACCAAAACUCUACAGAUGAUAGCAAAAGUGAAGACGUCAAUAGGGUUGUAGAAAUAUCUAAGGUAGAAGUGGCACCUUUACAAGAAGGACCUGUAAAUAUCAAAAACAUCUGUGAUGGAGAGGAAGUGAUUACAGUGCAGUCCCCACCAUGCAUAGGAACAGAACUGUCCAGUCAACCAGAAGCUGAAGGCACUGCAGAGGUCAAAGCUCAAAAUGAAGAGGAGGCCGAUGAAGAAAAUAAGGACUCUGCUAAGGCCCGAGCAGAGGCAGAGCAGAGAGAAGCGGAGAAGAAAGUUCAAGAAGAUAUUGAGGAAGCAGAGACCAAAGCAGUGGGAACGUCACCUGAUGGCAGGUUCCUCAAGUUUGACAUAGAGAUUGGACGUGGCUCCUUCAAGACUGUCUACAAGGGCCUGGACACAGAGACCACGGUGGAAGUGGCCUGGUGUGAAUUGCAGGAUCGCAAGCUCUCCAAAACUGAGCGGCAGCGCUUUAAAGAAGAAGCUGGGAUGUUAAAGGGAUUGCAACAUCCCAACAUUGUUCGUUUUUAUGACUCCUGGGAAGGGCCCUCCAAAGGAAAGAAGUGCAUUGUACUGGUCACUGAACUCAUGACAUCGGGCACAUUAAAAACAUACCUGAAGCGCUUUAAAGUGAUGAAGAUUAAAGUGCUGCGCAGCUGGUGCAGACAAAUCCUCAAGGGCCUUCACUUUCUACACACUCGGGCUCCACCCAUCAUCCACAGGGAUCUCAAGUGUGACAACAUUUUCAUCACUGGCCCAACUGGAUCUGUCAAGAUUGGCGACCUGGGGCUGGCCACACUCAAGAGGGCAUCCUUUGCCAAAAGUGUUAUAGGUACCCCAGAGUUCAUGGCUCCUGAGAUGUAUGAGGAGAAGUACGACGAGUCAGUGGAUGUGUAUGCCUUUGGAAUGUGCAUGCUGGAGAUGGCCACCUCCGAGUACCCGUACUCAGAGUGCCAGAACGCUGCACAGAUCUACCGCAGAGUAACCAGUGGAGUGAAACCUGGCAGCUUUGACAAGGUGGCUAUUCCUGAAGUAAAGGAGAUCAUUGAGGGCUGUAUUCGCCAGAACAAAGACGAAAGGUACUCGAUCAAGGAUCUGCUGAACCACGCCUUUUUCCAGGAGGAUACAGGUGUGCGCGUGGAGCUGGCAGAGGAGGACGAUGGAGAGAUGGAGGCUAUCAAACUAUGGCUGCGCAUUGAAGAUGUGAAGAAACUCAAAGGGAAGUACAAAGACAAUGAGGCAAUUGAGUUCUCUUUUGAUCUCAAUAAAGAUGUGCCAGAAGAUGUGGCUCAGGAAAUGGUUGAGUCUGGUUAUAUAUGUGAUGGUGACCUUAAAACAAUUGCCAAAGCAAUUAAGGACAGAGCAUCCCUAAUCUGUCGUAAAAGAGCACAGAGACAAAAGGUUCGAGAAGAUCAAGAGAAACGUUUUGAAGAUGAGCAGCAGAACCCUACUGUGCCUCAGCAACCAGCGCCACAACCCAGUGUAGAGGCUCCUGUGUCCCAGCCAGUGCUCCAUUCUGCCCCCUAUGGGUCACCACAGCCAAAUCAGCACAGCUCUCAAGUGGCUCCUCAGUCUGCAUCUCAGCAGAACCUGACAUCUUCCAGCUACAGCAUUCCUCAGUCUGGCCCUCUCAGCGGUGUUCCACAUUCAUUCUCCUAUGUUCCUCAGUCCUCUGGCCAAAUCCCUCUCACUGUCCAAGGCCAGAGUGUAGCUGCCAGUCAGCCAGAGUGUGAGGACGCUGAGGCAGACCAACAGCCCCAUACUGGAGGAGGUGCAGGCAUUCAAAUGGGAGACAGACCACCACAUUCAUCCAUGCCCCUUGAUGUCCACCCUGCCCAGCCAGGUGUAUCUUACAGCACUCCCACAGCCCAGCCCCUGUUUCAGCCCACGGUAUUAAGUCCUCAGACACAAAGUGACCCGCCACCACAGCAGCCACUGCCAGCAGUCCAACCUGUAAGUCAAGGCAUCCAUGGAGAAGCAGUUCCUGUUCCUCCCAGCAGCCAGACAGGUCCGGCUGUGCCUCAGCAGUACGGCGUUUACUACCAAUCAACUCUUCCCCCUCAGAUUCCUGUACAGCCAGGGGUUGUUCAGAAUACGUCCCAGUUGUCUCCUCCACAGCCCCCUGCAGCAGACACUGGUGUGGUCAGCCAGAGCCCUGUUCUGCCACAAACACAGACUGGCAUCCAGCAGGCCCCUGUAAAUGUCCCUCAGACUACACCAACAGAACAGCCGCCAGCAUCAGGAGCCCCAGUGCAGCAGUCAAUGGAGAACUGCUUGUCUGAUACAGCAUCAGGUCUGAGUGAUGGAAAUGAAGGAAACUCUACAUCUGGUGGUCGCCAUGAGGGACGCUCCCUGAAACGCCACCAACGGAGAUCUGUUCGCAGCCGCUCUCGCCAUGAGAAGUGUGCCAGAGCCAAGCUGAAUGUUCUUAGUAUAUCUAAUGUCGGGGAUCGAGUUGCAGAGUGUCAGCUCGAGACGCACAACAGGAAGAUGGUGACAUUCAGGUUUGAUCUUGAUGGAGAUAAUCCAGAGGAGAUUGCUCAAAUCAUGGUCCAGAGUGAGUUCAUUCUGGAGAGUGAGCGCGAGUCUUUCAUCGAACAAAUUCGUGAAGUUAUAGAAAUGGCAGAUGAAAAAGGAGAAGGCAUGAAGGAGGUGUUCCCACAAAUGAGUGAUCGUCAGCAACAGCAAGAGUUAUCUGUGCCCAUGUUACCAGGCAUUUCUCCCAACACUACAGCUCAGGUGGUGCAUUCAGCAGGAAGAAGGUUCAUUGUGAGUCCUGUGCCUGAGUCACGUCUUAGGGAACAGUUCUUUGGCCAUCCGUCUUUUAACACCUCUUUUGGAGAUGAUCCAGUCUCUGCUACCUCUGGAUCCCUGGGCCUUUCUUUAUCUGCACCAGCUUCAGUUCUGCAAGAAGGGCUUCGGAAAAUAAAACAAGUAAAUGAAGAGAGAAGUGAUAAACCUAAUCCUCCUGCCAUGGAGCAAAACACAGGAUCAGUCCCACCGGUAGAGACUGGUCAUGAGUCUAUCAGUAGCCAUUUCUCUCCAGAGAGUGUGCCAUCCACCACAAGCGCUACUUUUCCUGCUGCGUCCAUGACUUCAUCUACAAGCACCACCUCCACUACCGAGACGGUUUCUCCACCCACUGCAUCCAGUCAAACACAGGCGCCUACUGCUGUAGUGCCUGCUCUGCCUCUCCAGUUAACCACUGAAUCUGCCCAACCACAGCCCCCACAAACCGCUACUGCUCCCACUUCUAUCUCCGUCAGUUCCCCCAGCCCUCAAAUGCCCACGCCUCCAGUACCCACGCCUCCAAUGCCGACAUCACAAAUGGCCACCCCUCAAGUAUCCACCCCUCAAUUGGCAACAUCACAAAUGGCCACCCCUCAAGUACCCACCCCUCAAUUGGCAACAUCACAAAUGGCCACUCCUCAAGUACCCACCCCUCAAGUACCCACCCCUCAAAUGGCCACGCCUCAAGUACCCCCCUCUCAGUCUGCAGGACUGGCCAAUCCCCCUGUGUCCUCUAAUGCUGCUGUUCCUUCUAACAACAGCAGCACCAUUCCCGUCUCAGAGCAGCAACCUUUUAAUGGUGCAGCUGUAUCCAUGCAGCCCACAACUACACCCACCCAUCCCAUACAGUCAGGCUCCCAAAAUCCACCAGUGGCCAGUUCUAACCAGCAGCCUCCUUCAGCCUCAGUAUCCACUCAGAACCAAAUCCAGUCUCAGCCAUCAGAGGCCGAAGGGGCAGAGGUCCAGACCAAGAGCGGGGGCAGGGAUGACAUAGAAGCUCUGGACAAAAAACUGCGCUCACUUUUUAAAGACCCACCUGUCACUUCCUCCACCUCUAUGGACCCCUCUCAGAGCACAGGCACCUCCUCCCCUCCAACAGGUACCUCGUCUCCUCCCCCAGGGCAGGCUCUGGUGCCCCCAUCCAACCUCCCCCUCACAGCUGGGACUGCUACUCAAGGACAUGCCCAAACCCCACCAACUAAACCCAGGGCUCAGACCUUACCUGCUGGUUUUGAUGCAUCUGCAACACCUUCUGCUGACCUUAUACCACCAAUUCCUGGACCAAAUCAACAACCGGUGAUGAAUCAUUUAGAUUCCCAAUUGAGAAGAGCUCUUAGCCCAGAGACUGUGCAGGGAAAUAAUGCAGCAUCAAACCCAGGGACUGGCUUCACACUUGGACGUUUCCAGGUCUCCGUGGCCACAGAUACAUCCAACACCGUUCCAGACGUCUCGAAUGUGGUCUCUUCCGGCUCCAUGACAUCAUCGUGUACCUCAUCCUCUUCAUCAUCCUCUUCUCCAUCAAGUCCGGAAAAUACUCUUCAUCGAUCAUCUUGUCUGUCCAAAGAAAUAAGUGCCACUGAUAGAGAAAUGGAGGCCUCAAUGUCUUGUGACGAUCUGAACAAUGAGCACACCAAAACUAUUGGACGUUUUCAAGUGUCCACCAGCUCCAGUACACCCCCCACAGGCAGUGCUGACUCUAGGGUGGGCCGCUUCUCUGUCACAGUGACCUCUUCUCCAGCAGACCACAAUCCCAAGCAUAGGACCACUCUGCAGAACGGGCCAUCCUUAUCCACUUCUGACCCCCACAACACACACACCCCUUACACCAGUGACAACGAUGAGGAUUCAGAGGCUGAGGAUGAAGCACUGCAGAAGGAGAUCAGCCGCCUCCGAGAAAAACAUAUGUUGGAGAUUCAGGCUUUGCAGACACGUCAGCAGGAAGAAAUCGAGGCCUUGUUCACACGCAUGGGAAAAGCUGCACCCCCUUCUGUACUAUCACCGGCCGUGGUCAUGGCUGGAGGCCGCCGCAGACUAAAGAGCAAGACCCACAAGUCUGCGCGCAGCCCCUCACAUCCUGGAACUCCUUUAUCUGGCCAAAACCUUAAAAGUUCUGAGGCAGUUCCAAAGCAGGACUCUCCGUCUGGAACAGUUUUAGAUCCAACAAUAGAGACUUCACAAACAGCAUGUAAAUCACCUCAGCUGACUUCCUCUACUUCUAUGCCAAUCAUUAGCUCCACUGAAACAAAUAUGACAAGUUCAACCAACGGUUCAGGUCCUGUUCACAACCACCACUCGUCUGGGGGCUCUGCUGCUCACUCCCAAAAGGGCAAGGGCACUUUCACUGAUGACCUGCAUCAGCUGGUGGAUAACUUCGCUCGGGAUGCAAUCAGCUUAUCACAGUGCAAGAAGGGUCCAAAGACAGGAUCACAGGCAGGACAUGAUCCAAAUAUCCCGCCAGCCAACCUGGGCCGAAAAUACUCUGCUCCAGGCUACCUCUGCCCAACUCUCCCCACUCCACCCAACCCUGCAUGCUCCACUUCGACUCAAAUUCCAAACCAGGCCAAUUCCUCAGUUCCUCUGGGCCCCCGAAAGGGUUCUUUGGGUCCAGUAACCCCAGGCUUUGGUUACGCCUCUGCCCCUUACAGCUCUACUCAGUGGGCCGGACCCACAGGCACGUGUCAGGUCAGCAUGCUUAACCCUGCACAGCCCCUUGCCCAGUACCAGCCACCCACCGCCAGCUCAGUGUCGCUGCACCAGGGCUACCACAUGGGAACUAGCACGGCUCCACCAAAGUCCAACUCUGGAGGGACUAAUCUGAGGCCCACAUAGCCCACAGUACGCUCAUACAGAGGACCACUCAGAGCAAAGAGCACAGCCCCUAAACCACUCGCUCUUUUUGCUCUAUGUUCUUUACUUGGCAACAUAUAAUGCUUUUUUAAAUUUUCAUUUGUGUUUAGUUGUGAUAGGGUUGGCCUGUGUGCCUGGUGAAUGGAGGGAGAGUGCAAUAUUCAUCCACAGCCGUCGCUUGUACACAAACCUAUCCUGCCAUCAGCUGUGGCUUCAACUGUGACACGUUGGUCAGUUGUGUCUGCUAAAUAACAGCCCAAAGGCAUAGCUGACAGCAGCCAAAGAUACUGUCAGAGGAGAAAGUGAAAUGCUGUCACAGGCCCAAAUGUUGCCAAUAAUGACUAUAAGCCACUUGCCAUUUAAAAAUAAAUCCAUGAGUAAUUGGCAUAGUAGAACUAGAGGAUGUUUGAAGAGGCAUGGGUAGCUCACAAGGAAAUGGUGUCAGGAUUGUAGGAGAUGUGUCAAAUGGAGGAGGGGAAAUGUCAGAUGAAUGUUAUGAUAAAGAAGGACUGCGUAAGUUGGACAGAGGUGAAUGAGCAGGGUAGCUGUGCAGUACAGAGGUCCUGGUGGCUAUCUGUAAGAACAAUGCAAUAAGAGGAAAGGAAAACACAUACUAUCCCUUAUAACUGUGGCCUUAAUCUCCCAAACAUCUUAAUUUUGUACAUAUAUAUUUACUGGGUUAUAAUUCCAUACUAAGUCUAUUUAUGUCACUGUGAGUCUGCUGUUAAGUGAGUUUUGUAUCAUACAGAUUUCUUUUACUUUUGAGUUGAUCCUUUACACCUGACCUGUAAGCCAGUGGAUUCGCUAUUCAAAUGCAUUGUCUUGGUGUUGAGCACCACUCAUGAUUUUAGACCUAGACAAGAUGCUGCUGUAGAUCACUAUCUGGUCAAAUGUGAUUGCAGGGUGUUUUCAUAUUUGUAUGGUGAGAGAGUUAUUGUUUAGAAUCCCAAAACCACUUUACCAAGUAGUUCUCCGUGAAACACAGGCAGUUCAAAGAAUACUUCACUUCCCUUUGGGUUAUUUGAAUUGUAUCAGUGGUAUCUGGGCUUUGUCGGGUCCCAGGAGUUUACACAGAAAUGCUGGUGUUGGUUUAGUCAUAUCUGAAAACCUCUAGUACAAUAUUAGAUUCUUAAAUCACAUGUCUGGGGUUCUCUUUCUGUGGUCUGUUUUUGUAUGCAUAUAUUUAAGAAAAUGUUCUUUAUGGACCUGUAUUCAACCAUCAGAUUUUGAUGUUGUUUCACUGUAAUUAUUAUUAAAGGUUGUUAAACAACAUGUAGUUUAAGGAAUAUAAAAAGUGCAAUUGCAGGGUUGUUUCUCUCGGUCUCUUCAUGGCACAGGAUUGAUCCUGUGGUUUAUUAAGCUCUUCUAUGUAUGACACCCUGCCCCUUUUCUAUUUUCUUGUAUAUACAACAGUAUGUUCAUGUGAGGUCAUGGUUUCACGUAUUGCUCACUGUCACUGGAGUAUGCUUGUGGUGAUUUACUCUACACCAUCACAAAUCCGAGGAACACUUUAGUGCCUUGCAUCUUCACUAAUGAAUAGUUCCACUCAUCCAGCUGUAGCCGUGUGGGUCAGACAUGCACAGGUGACAUGACAGCUUAGGCACAUUUAGCGUUCCACAGGACCAGGAGCUCAGAGGGUACAUCCUUUCUCUGCAGCUACAGAUGUGUAUCUAAUUGGCUGUGUAUUAUAAUAGGCUAAUGCAUUCAUGGGUUGGCUGACAUUUGUUUUGUGGAUUUCUCAUUAAAUUAUUUCUUAGAAGCACUUGUUCUGGCAGGGUGAUCUAAGAAUGUGUAAAGGUCACAGCACCCCACGCUGGCCGUACUUCUGCAGCCCCUCACGAGUGCCAUGCUGUCAUUGUGACUGUCGCCUGCUCGUAGAUAUACUUCUCUAGAGAAAAAAUAAGUUACUGCAAUGCAGAAUAUGCAAUGUUUAAAGUUUUAUACGGAGGAGGGGUAAUGGAAACAUUUGCAUGCUGAAGCGGGUUGUUACUGACUUCAACGUUUUUGAUAUUGAAAUUAAUUCUUUUCAUUUUUUGCCUUCUUGAAAGUCAUCAAGUGUUAUCUGUUAAAAGCAAUUCAACUUGACAUGCACAACUUCAGUAUCAGUCAGUAUAGGAGAUCUGCAUGCCGGCUGCAUUGAUCUGUUAUCUCCCACUUAAGCGACCUGUACCCAGUCACUGUACAGCACAGGCUCACAAUGCUUCGGUCCUUGUGUGCUCCUAAACUACUUUGAGACAUGAUGUACUCUGCGUCCUCUGACACGCAGUAAUAUCUGUUCAGCAUCAGAUCUCUGGCUCCUUAUGACUUCUGUGAUUCAGUGUCUGUUUUGUGUAUGUUUUUCACAUUGUACAAAAUGUAAAAAACAAAUAAAAAUAUCAUUUAAACUGA
Messenger RNA from Boleophthalmus pectinirostris (great blue-spotted mudskipper), 8999 nucleotides. RefSeq names its product serine/threonine-protein kinase WNK1-like. Gene Ontology annotation, biological process: intracellular signal transduction; positive regulation of potassium ion import across plasma membrane; monoatomic ion homeostasis. Gene Ontology annotation, cellular component: cytosol; cytoplasm. Lineage: Eukaryota; Metazoa; Chordata; Actinopteri; Gobiiformes; Gobiidae. Gene Ontology annotation, molecular function: chloride channel inhibitor activity; ATP binding; protein serine/threonine kinase activity. The record is from RefSeq and is a predicted model, not a curated record.